CGUUGAUCGAGAACAAAUGUAUAUUAACGCGGAUAAAGGAAAAUUGAUUUUGGCGGGGAUCGCCGUGGCGGCUUUUGGACUGGCGCUGGGAUCAUUCGCCAUACAGUAUUGGAUUGUAGAUGCCCUACAAGUUAGUCGGGUUGUGGAAUUGACCAUGUCUGGAUUACUCUUAUUUGGAAUUUACGGAGCUGAAGACAGGCAUAAGAAACCGAUUCUACUGACAUGGAUAAUUUCCACAAUUGUCUUUUGUCAUGUUCUCCUAUUUGUUCUUGAUAAAGCAUAUGUCGGCGAAGUUAUAUAUGUUAUUAUAACCGAAGUUUUACUAGUUGGCAUGAUGUACAUCGUAUACAGGGCAUAUUGUGAGUUGGAUUCAGAGCCAGACCUUGGCUGGACUCAUACUUCUUUUCCAAGGAAUCCGGGUUUUCAACUGUCUCUAAAAUCGGUGGAUGUGACACCCAAAGAGGCAAAGCAAAGUGAAAUGACUCAGCCUCCACCAUAUGAAGAGCAAAACAUACCAAAUGCUUCUGUUUAUUAAAAAUCUAAUUACAUAUGUAUUGCGUAUUUAGAUUGUGCCUUUAUCAAAAUCAAUAAAUGCGCCAGUGUCAAGCGAA
Messenger RNA from Drosophila willistoni, 611 nucleotides. RefSeq lists its product as uncharacterized. The transcript has 3 exons. The coding region runs from base 17 to 535 and encodes 172 amino acids. The record is from RefSeq and is a predicted model, not a curated record. NCBI's taxonomy places the organism in Eukaryota, Metazoa, Arthropoda, Insecta, Diptera, Drosophilidae.